AUGGUAACCUUUAGUAAAGCUAUAGGUUAUUGUUACAACACUAAUGCUUCAAAGUUGCUAACACCAUUAUGUGGAGCAAUCUUCUCUCUUGACUCAAUUAAAAACAUGGCACAAGGCCUUGGUGUCGAAAAAGUCAAAUGCUUAAGAAUUGUUAAUGAAAGUACCACUUUCGGUGGCCAGUACCUCCCAGACUCAGACAUAGCAUGUGCAGUGGUUUGUAUGAUAACAUCAACAAAAAAAUUAAGUGACAAACAUGUUAGAGAUUCAAUGAUUUCAAAAGUUGUCAAACAAUACAUACAUCAAGGUAAAGAAUACGUACAUACAAGAUUCACCACCUUUGCAAAAUAUGCUGGUGAUGUACCACCAGGACUAGAUUCCCUCACACUCAUAGAGAUGUAUAAUGCAGUCCAGAGUGUGUCAUUGCCCUUUAGAAAACUUAAAAUUAAAUUAGGUUUUAGCAAUGAAAAGAUUCUACCUUAA
Messenger RNA from Parnassius apollo (apollo), 480 nucleotides. The record is from the annotation of a GenBank genome assembly. Lineage: Eukaryota; Metazoa; Arthropoda; Insecta; Lepidoptera; Papilionidae.